AACUUAUAUAGAGUUUAUUUCUUGAGUACAUGCAAGGUUCAUCGAAGCAGCUACACUCAAUAUUUAUAAAUGAUAAGAUUUUGAUCGUCUCUGGUUGAAAUGAGUGAGGAAGUCGGUGAUAAAGAAGUAGCUGAGGCUGCAGAAUCUCUUCAAAGUUUAAACGUAGAUGGAUCAAAGGAUGGAGAUACACAAGACAAACAAAAAGUUGAUAUUCUACUGAAACCAACAGGAAAUGCUCCUAUAAUGAAAAAGAAAAAAUGGACUGUUGACAGUGAAAAGCCUAUUGGAUGGAUUAUUGAAUUUAUUAAGAAAUACAUAAAGAUUGAACCUACAGAAAAAUUGUUUUUGUAUGUCAAUCAAACAUUUGCUCCUGCUCCGGACCAAACUGUUAGAAAUUUGUAUGAUUGCUACAGCACUGAAGGAAAACUAGUCUUACAUUAUUGCAAAACUCAAGCUUGGGGUUAAAACUAUAUUUCUCAUUUUUAUAUUUGUGAUAACAUAUUAAUAUUUUUAUAUUUUAAUUAAUUUCUGUGUAUUAAAAGUCACAAUAUGUAA
Messenger RNA from Aethina tumida (small hive beetle), 555 nucleotides. It is a transcript of the gene Atg12, whose product is annotated as autophagy protein 12-like. Gene Ontology annotation, biological process: C-terminal protein lipidation; nucleophagy; autophagosome assembly. The transcript is spliced from 4 exons. Bases 100 to 465 code for a protein of 121 amino acids. The record is from RefSeq and is a predicted model, not a curated record. Lineage: Eukaryota; Metazoa; Arthropoda; Insecta; Coleoptera; Nitidulidae. Gene Ontology annotation, cellular component: Atg12-Atg5-Atg16 complex; cytoplasm; phagophore assembly site membrane.